UACUGAUGAUUUGGAGAAUACAAAUGAUAAUAGAGUACGUAUUCAUACCAAGGCAUUCACUUUAAUUAAUUAUUUAUUAUUUAGCAAAAAUGUAUAUUUUUUUGUGUUCUAGAAUAAUUCAAAAAAACCAUCUCAACAUCGCGUUGAUAUGGGUGCAACUCAUUUUAAAGAAUUUCACGAUAUUCGAUAUCGAUUCGAGCAAAUGACUAAUGGAAACGUUCGACGUUAUACAUCGGAAAAUAAUUUAAGCGAUAUUGGGGAGUCGACAACAGGGACGAACAAUAGUGGUCGAUCGAAAAAAGAUGCACAGAAUAUUAAACAACGUCGUACAAACAAUGUCACUGAUGCUACUAGUACGACGACAACAUCAACAUCGACCACGGAUACCCCGUCGUGGAAAAAACUAUCACCACAUGCGCGUUUAUCAGCAUUAUUAGAUAAAACAGGUAGUCGUGUGGAAAAUAACAGUAUACCGUUAGUCGAUGGUGGCUUACGUCGUAAUCGAAAUAAUUUAUUAUCACAAGGGAAUAGUGCAAGUCUAAUCGAUUUGAGUUCGAUUGAUAAACAGAAUUCAUCUUUCAUGCAAUCAUUCGAACAACGACCACGCUUUCGUUUUGUUCCACCAACCGGAGAAAACUCAAUUCUUCAAGAAGAACCAGAACCACCACUAAACGAAUUGCAGCGUACAACAACGAAUAGUGAUCGUUCGAACAAUGAUAAAACAAGACUGUUUGUUACAACAACAGCAACGACAACAGCUACAACCCCCGUAAAAAAUUCAAAUUUGAACAGUAAUAAUAAUGGGCGCCCGAUUAAUCGACAAGCGACAACAUAUGAUAAUAUAACCCAUCAGACGAAUAAUUUACCAUCAACUGUUACAAAUGGUCUAAAUGGAACGGCUACAUCAUCAUCUUUAUCUUCGUCACCACAUAGUAGCAAGGCAUUAACCUCAGAAACAAUGUCACCACGUAUUACAUCACCAAGUCAAAGCGCAUUGAAUUCGAUUAACUCCAUAGAUCAGUCUACAACUGCUCAAAAUGGAUCUCACGUUCCUCAUACUACGAAUAACAACAAUCAUCCUCCUCCGAUUAAAUCCACUCUAUUUAAUCAUCAACAUGAAAACAAUAAUAGUGCUUUCAAACCUCAUCAACCAGCUUCUGAUCUCCAUCAACAACGGCAAAUGUAUCCAAAUCAACAUCAAGCAUCAGCAAUUCGAUCAAUGAAAUCGCCACAGAUAACUCACAAUGGAUUUUACAACAACAAUCAUCGUUCGCCAAAUGAACAGCAAUCUCAUUCACGUCCAACUGUUUCUGCACAAAAUGUAAUACAGCAUCCAUCACUGGCAAAUGGUAAAAUUGAACAAUCGUUAAAUCGAACGAAUUUACAGCCUGUGAAACGAACAGAAUCCAUGCAUAAACCAGGCGUUCAUGUUGGUAUUACCAAUCCAACGCCAAAUUCGAAUCCAAAUGGGCUUAUUGUUCGACAACCUAAUUGGCAUCAGUCAAUGUUGAAUUUAAGUACUACUGAUUACGAUCAUAAUAAUAGUGUAACAACACCUGCCACAGCCCUUUUUAGUUCGCGAGGUUCAUUACAAUCAGCACAACCACCUUCAAAUUAUACAAAUCACCCAGCAUUUGUCUCAAAAACAAAUGGACAAAAUAAUAAUGUACCACCGCAAUCACACGACAAUCGUCAGAAAAUCCUACAGAGAAAACCCACAGACGAUCCAUUACUCCAAUGGAUUCAUCAAUUAGAUGGGCGUCAACAAAAACAGAAUGGUCAUGUUACUCAACAACACUAUUCUCAUCAGCAGCAAUUUUAUCAGUCAUCGAAUCAAGCAGCAGCCUAUCCAUCAUCAUCGUAUGGACUCUAUAUUGCAGCAGGAGCAGGAAUACCAAUGUUAAAUGGUUCUGAUUAUUCUCAUCAAUAUUUGAACAAUAUUAAUAUGAUUAAACAGUAUCCGCCACAACGAUCUAAUCCCGUGCAAUCGUAUCAUUCUUCAUCACAACAGCAACAACAACAGCAGCAGCAGCAGCAGCAACAACAACAACAACAACAACAACAACAACAACAACAACAAUUGUUAAGAAAUAAUAAUCCUAUUUCUUAUGGGGAAAACGUCUAUCAUUUUACGAAUAAUAAUAAUAAUUCACAACAGGCAAGUUAUCGAUGA
This is a messenger RNA of Didymodactylos carnosus, 2173 nucleotides long. Lineage: Eukaryota; Metazoa; Rotifera; Eurotatoria; Philodinida; Philodinidae. The record is from the annotation of a GenBank genome assembly.